GAGACUCGGGUAAAGAGUCGAGGCUUCGCCAACGUACAGUUCUGCUGGAACUCAACGUUUCUACUACUUUCAAACGACCGGUAUUCUUUGGGAUUUCUUAAUGGUAGCUUUUUAAAUACAGCAACGGGCAACUUUUUUGGCGGACAUUUCCGAAGUGUGCCUACUGGGACUCGGAACAGAUCCUCGGCACUUUUAGGAGUUGUAACUUGGGAGCUGAGGAAAAAAUACAGUCUAACUUGCGAAGGGACUGUUCUGGCUUUUGAUGCUGUGCCGAAUUCGAUUAUUAAUUUACCUCACGUGGAUACAUACAACAGGAGUGCUCGAGCGCAGUCGGACAACUUACGCGUUAGUAAAGAGAUACAAUGCUGGUCGUAGCACAUGUGAAUCAUUUCUGAAACUCGAGUUAUAAGGAUUUGACGAGCGCCACCCGUACAACUUGUUGCCGCAUUGGAGAUCAUGGAACACGUUGUGGCCACAGUGUAAAAUGCUAUGUUGUUGCACUGUGUACACGAGUAGAACAUUAGCCUGCGCUUCUGUAAUGUAUCUUUUUUAUGAACGACUACAACGUGUGGCACCUGGUGUUUUUAAUAUGAAGCUUCCAUUCCGCUGGAGUUAUACCAUAUGCGCUGGAGUUUCAAAGUGUGUGGAAGAGGGAACUCGUUUUGGGAAUAUUUGAGCAACCUGUUGAGUGUAAUACACUACUUGAGACUGAUUCAAAAGUUCGCUUUCGAAGUGUAAAGUGGUUGGUGUUGAAUAAGCAGUGUGGUGAUGUUUAUCGCGACGUGACGAGUCGCGCGUCCUAUUUGGGAACACAUUUAUCCACGUUAUUUUUUAACCGUUCCAAAUUGUGCUCUAAAACCAAAUACAAGUAAACAAGCCUUUGGUUUACCAAGUGGCAACCAUCAAAUUUUAAAUGAAGCGAAAGUUUGUCCUGGGUAAAACCCAAUCCGUGUCUUUUAAAGGUGGAAUUAAUGCACGUUUUCAAGUUGAGAUUUUCAGUAAUUGCCCUCAUGUCUUGCGUGUGUAGUUUGUGUCUGGCUUCUCCUGUAAGCGAUACGGGAUAGCCAAUAUGCGUAUUUACAUUAAUGUACAGUGAUUCUCAACAUGAUGCAUUUUUUUUAUCCAGGCAUAACGACAUUUUAAACUAAAAUGAGAUGAUGCAUGCACGUAUUUUUUACAUGCUGUCAUAAUUUGUUUUAUCUGAUUGCGCGGUUGAACUUUUCAGACACUCCGAGGGAGAACAUUAUUCAGGACAUGGUGUAAAACAAGAGACUUUCUGAGUGCACAAACCCCUGUUUUACCAGUGGUUUCAGUUGCCUUUUAGAGUGGACAACUUGUAGAUCGGUCGGAACAUUUCCAGUUGAUUUCACGUCGCAGGGUUUGACAGCUUCGUUGUCCACAAUGAGCGGCUGGAGCCCGCCGCGGCAGCCGGUGCAAUGACCGUUCUCCAGCGGCGGUUGGCCGGGCUCUGGCCGUGGCUGCUAAUGGCGGCCCUGCAGGUGGUGUUCGGCCAGACCGGCCUGGAGCUGGCCGCGGCCGUCGAGUCGGAGCGAUCGGCCACCAGGGCGGUCAUCAAGGUGACUCUUCUCAAGCACGAACCGACGGGCAGGCCUAUCACAUUGGAAGGGGUGUUCGCUGGAGGCAGCGCCGGUUCUGCGGAAGGGAAACUGAUGCAGUCCCACCCGCUGUCCCUGUGCAACACCAGUGAGGAUGAGCGUCAGGAGAGCAGCUUCAUCAGCAUUGUCAAGCUGGAGAGUCCUGAGCGCAAAGUGCCUCAGUGCCUACCCCUGCUGGAGAAGGCUCGCCUGGCCCUGCAGAGAGGUGCUGAAGCUGUUAUCUUUGAUGUCACUGAUGAUGCCAAUGCUGAACGUGAGCUGCAGGAUCUGGACUCUCUGCCGCGGCCCGUGGUUCUGGUGCGUGCCAGCAACGCAGAGGAGCUGAUGGGCCUGGUCAACAAGAACGAGGAGGCCCGCGUCCACAUCGACAUCAUGAUGGAGGUGCCCAAAUGGCCCCACUAUGACGUUGUCAUCCUGUUGACAGUGGUUCUGGCUGUACUGGCCAUCGUCAUGAUCUUUGCCUUCCGCUACCGCUGCAAGUCCAACAGAACCUGGGAUUCGGUGCAUCAGCAGACGGUUCGUGCCAUCAGCAGACUGGAGACGCGCACAUACAGCUCCCAGGGCUGCUCUGGGUCACAGCGCCACCAUGGAUCUCGGGGGUCAGGCAGCAGCUCCAACUCCAGCCCUGUCUGCGCCAUCUGCCUGGAGGAGUUUCUGGAUGGACAGGAUUUGCGGAUCAUCUCGUGUGCGCAUGAGUUCCAUAAGGAGUGUGUAGACCCCUGGCUGCUGCAGCAUCGCACCUGUCCCCUGUGCAUGCACAACAUCAUGGGCGCAGAGUUAGCCGCCACACGACUGCCCCACAGGACCCGCAUGCAGCACUCGGUGCCCCCGGAGCACAGCCAGGCCUUCCUCCACCACCCCCACCCUCACCCGCACCCCCACCCUUACUCAGCCCCCCACAGCUACCAGCCGCACGCCGUCCCCUUCUCCCUGCGGCCCUCCUACCACCGCAGCGACGCCCCAUCCGGCCCCUACCCGCCUCUGGGCCACUACAGGGGAGGCUCCCCGCCCCUCCACCCACGGACGCUGCGGUGCCUGCAGCAAGGCCGCUCCCUGGGGACUGGCUGCACCUACCAGCUGGCUUCUGAGGUGGGGCAGCACCACCAAGGUGGCGGCGGGGGGCGUGGGCACAGGACUAGUAGCGGCCCCAUGUGCCGCAGUGCCGGCCAUCUGGCCGCCGCGUCCUUGUACGGCCCGGCGGCACGCCGCCCCUGCCCCGGGUACCGCUGCACGUCACGGACACAACACCCGCUGGGGGGCGCUACGGCCGGUGGAAGUGGUGGUGUAACGGGGCUCUCCUCAUUACAGCACCAACAGCAGUCGCGCUCCUCUGGCGCGGUCGCGGGCCACCACCACCACCACCACCACCACAGCAGCCGGCAGCAGCCGGACGACGGCGGGGGCAGCUGCUCUGGCGGCAGCUACCGCACGGAGCGCAGCGGCUACCUGGCCGACGGGCCCGCCAGCGACUCUAGCUCGGGCCCGUGCCACGGCUCGUCCAGCGACUCGGUGCUCAACUGCACGGACGUCAGCCUGCAGGGCGUCUACGGCAGCUGGUCCACCUUCCGCAGCUCGCUCAGCUCCGACUACGACCCGUUCGUGUACCGGCCCGGGCGUGGGCCGCGCAGGGACAGCCUGGAGGGCACUGGCCGCCCUCGAUCCCUGGACUCGGUCAUGAACCGCGGGUCAUCGUCGACUGGAGGUGUGAGUGGGGGUUUGGGGUUGGGCAUAGGCAUGGGCGGAUGUGGGGAUGACAUGUUAACGUUGCCCUUGCAACUCCCGUUACCACUACCGCCCCCACCGCCCACGGUGUUUAGCCACGUGCACUACCACAGACACAGGCACCAUUACUACGAUGGUGGUGAGCAUGGGCAGGGGCUGGGCUGUGGGGGUGGCGGCUCUGACGAGGAGUUUGUAGGACUCGCAUCAGCAGUAGCCAGUGGGCCUGUACCUCCCACGGACAAAGAUUCGCCCUUACAAUGCCCCGUGCUCACGGCCACACACCACCCAUCCUGCCACUGCUCCAAGCGGGGCUCCUCAGACAGGUCAAGUCACGGAGGCGGGUCGGAGGGACAGGAACUUAGGGACCUGCAGGUGGGGGUGGACGGGCCCUCACCCCCCUCGGGACUGGUGUCGGCCCCGGUGACAACACUACCCUCCUCCUCCUCCUCCUCCUCCUCCCCUUCACCCCCUGCUCCCCCUCCCCCUGCACCACCUCCUCCUGUUCCUCCUCCAUGCUGUCACCAGGGUCCCCUGCGGCAGCCUCAACAGCAUCAGCAGCAGCACUGGCGUGCGGUGGGUGGCUGUGGACUGGACGCUCCCUCGCCAGCCUCCCUCCCCACCGUGCGCUUCCACCAGGGCCUGGACCUGCAGGACGACUGCAGCAUUCACAUCCACUACGGACAGGGGGGGGGCUCUGGCUACUGCUGCCCCCCUCCUCCCCCUCCACCUCCACCACCACCUCCGCUUCCGGCACCCACGGACAUGGGCGGCCCUGCCACCGUGCCCCUGCUGCCUGUGCCCCUCAUCCUGGACUCUGGGGGCAUGGGGCACCACCGCGAGUGGCCGUGCUGUGGUGGGGCGCACGUGGUGUGGCAGAAGAGGGUGCCCCAGCAGGCCCACUCUGAGCCCCAGCUCAUGGAGCCCAUGGGUGGGCUCUCGAUGGCUGGCAUGGGGGCCUCCUCAGGCGACGGACAUCGCUGCAGGGGGCACCAUCGCCAUCAUUCCCGUGGGCCUGCUGCAGCUGGGCUGCCCUCGGACAUCUGCCUCUACUGCCAACCACUACAUCAGGGAUCAGAGGAGGAGUCUGGUGUGUGAGGAGUCUGGUGCAUCCCCCAAAACGUCACGCUGCUACUCAAGAGCCGGAAAUGGACAAAUUAAUAGACUAAAUUUAAAAACUCAUCAUCAGCCACCUUUCACAAAACAAAACAUCUUCCAAAUAAUUCCACACCACGUCUACCCCUCUCCAGGAACGUGCCUCUUUCCCCAGCAUCUGAACGUUCUUACAACUUAGCAAUGGUACUCAAGUCUUGCCAGCCUCUCUGAGAAAGUAAAAAAAAUAUAUCACAAGGGUUCUGUUGUUUUUGUCAGCAAUUUCAUAGUGUAUAUGGGAUGAGCCGCAGACCUCUAUGAGGUCAAACGGGCCGUUUUAUUCAUCCUGUCAGCCGCUUUCCCGCUCGCCAUUUAGCAUUUCUUGAAAUGCGCUGACGGUGUCAAACAAGGAGCUCAAAAGGUGCUGGAGAAACUACCUUCUCAAAUCUCAUCAAAACAAGGAGGAGAGGGGAGGGAGGGAAAACAAAACCCAAGUGUUUUUGUUCUGUUUUAGCUUUUGUGCCUUUGUGUUUUGUCAAGUACAGGAAGCAUUGAUUACACACUGCAUUUACAAACAAGAAGUCCUAGAAUUCUUCAGUGACCUCUCAGGAUGACCCCGUUGCCAAGGGACUUAGCCACAGUUGAUAUUAUGCACAGUAAAUGACUUUACCUCUCUUCUUCUCUCCUCUCCUCUACAUCUCCUCUCCUCUCCAUCUCCGUCUCGUCUCCUCUCCAUGUUGUCUCGAUCUCCUCUCCUCUCCUCCCCUCUCCACUCCUCUCCUCUCCUCUCCUCUGCCCUAAACUCCUGUUUCACCAAAGCAUAUUAUAUCCAUAAACCAUAAAGAGUAAGGCAUCACUGGAAGGAAGAAAUAAUGAGUUAUGUGUGGUUAAUACCUACAUUAUUGCUUUAACUGUGCACAGCUGGGCAGCUGCCUCUGUCUUAGUCCAGGACCUGGAGAAGUUAGUCACAGGUCUGUCAGUGUAGUUCAGAUAGGAAAACCUGUCAUCAUUUUGAAGGGAACACAAUUCUUGUCGUGUGUAUGUGUGUGUGCUUGUGUGCAUGCAUGCCUGUGUGUGCGUGCGUGUGUGUGUGUGUGUGUGUGUGUGUGUGUGUGUGUGUGCGUGUGUUUCCAUCCAUAUCUGUAUGCAAGCAUAUGUGUAUAUGCGUGUUUGUUUGUGUGCCUUCCAUAUUAUAUCAGAUUCCUUCAAAAGAUAAUAGUUUUUCCCACCAUUGAGUUCUGCAGUUGCACCGUACUAGAACGCACCAGUUGUCAGUGACCUCAGGGCUCUGAUAGUCACCCCUUUCACCUGCUCUGAACCCUCCCAAUGCAUGACUGUGGUCCACGGCAGCCAUGUCAUCCUUGUGAUGUAUGACUCAAAGGUGCUCGUCCUGCCCAUAUUCAGUUUUUUUUACAUGUCUGUCUGUCUCCAGCCUACCUCAGAUCAGAAGUCACAAAAUAUGCCCCAUCGCCUACAGGUACUUCAAUGGUACUUUGAACCUACACUCUGGCUGUGCUUUCACACAGAUAAUAGAGGAACAGACAGACAAAGAGAAUAGUUUGUGUGAGAGAAGAAGAGAGUCUUUCUGUUUUCUCUCGCCCUUUUGGUAUUUUUAGCAUUGUUAGAGCAGAGGUCACUUAAGUCUGGGUCUUGAGCGAGUUAAUUCGAGAAAGGCAGCUGUUUUUAUCACACAUUUUUUUGUUUUCUUUUUGUUUGUGUUUUUUUGCCCUGUAAUUUUGUGCUCAUGUCGAAAACAAUUGACUGAAAAAAAUGUGGGAGGGCCUGAAAACAUGAAAAAAGCUAGUCAUCCUCUGGUCAUUUAUUUUUCUUUUUUUUUCUUCUCUGAUCCCAUUCAGAGGGCUGUGGUUGGCUGUACAGUGUCACUUAAGACAAUAGCGAACAGCACAGUGCUCAUAUUGACUUUGCUGAUCAGUCCCAUCAUGCCUUGCUUUGGCCACUGGCUGUCUACUUAAGCCAAUAGCCUUGUGGCCCUUGAAGCUACUUACAAACCUGUUUCCCGUCUUCAUUUACUACAUACAUACACCAGCAUACAAGCUUGCCAAACGUGCCUUUUUUGUUGUCUUCAUCACCAUCGUCAUCAUCAUUGUAAUUGUUCUGAUCUCUCUGUUAAGGGGGGCAGAUGGGAGGUCAUUUUUGCCAUGUCUUAUAUUUUGUAGUGUUUUCACAGAUGUCAUAUCCAUUGGAGGAAAGCCAUUGCCACUCAGCCUAUGGGUGUAAACUUGAUCGGAUACCACACCAUUCUAAAGCUUGGAAGGCUUUGAACUUGCCAAAUGAAAUUAAUAAUAAUAAUAAUAAUAAUAAUAAUAAUAAAAGUCUGGUCAAGGAUUUAGUGUCAAGCACCAGGCAGGCUUUGACUUGGAUUGAGGAGCGGUGUCAAGUCCCACUCGAAAAUUAGAUUUUAUUCCUUACAUUUCAAAAUAAGUUUGAAUAGAAACUACAAUAAAACACACUGGAAAUGUUGCUACAGCAAAAUGUCUAUUGGGUACUGUGUUUUGUGUCUAGUCCCAUUCAUAGGUUAAUCAAUUUUUUAUUUUAUUUAAGACCCUUGCACACCAAGACUGCUAGAAUGUGAACAGAGAUGCAGGUCUAUACAGUAUCUCAGACUGGCUUCCAGUGUCUGUAGAGAAACAAAUACAGCACUUACAUUUCCUUACUAAUGAGGUCCAUCCCAAACCAACAUCAAUGUCUUUAUUUGUGAAUUUAUUCAGCAUUCUGUGUUUGAAAUGCUACCGUAUAUCCCUUCUCAUCUGGUGAGCUUCAGUGUGUGUAGUGUAUGCACAUGCAAUGGGGUGUUCAUGUUACCAUUGAUCUGAACGCUGAGUUGGCCCACACUGAUUUCCAUUCAGCUCUUAACAAACAAUGCUUAAAUCACUCUAAGCAGGAAUGUCAGAGGGGAAGCUGUUCAUUGAACCUAAUCAACACUUUUUAAAACAUUGUACCAAAGAAAACAAGGUGUUGCAUGUGAGAAAAGCAUUAGACCGCUUUUCUAGAAACUAGAAUGUUAUAUUCUGUAAUGUAAAGUGUCUUGCAGCCAUACAAUUUGAAAAUGUUGUAAUAUUGACAUUAUACCAUUUAGUGCUCUUACCAUUAAACCGUGCCUUGUAGAUGUAUGCAAAUAAUACAUGUCAGAAACGGUGUAUGUCCACUUCCCCAAUGUCUGUGAAUUUCUAGAUCAUCUCUCUGUAGUAUUUUUAUUUUCCUUUUUUUUCUUUUUUGAUGAUGACCUCUGUCUUAACACGACAAACACAAACCGCACUUUGGCUUGUUGGAUAAAAAAAGAAAAAAAUCAAAGUGAAGAGCUCAAAAGCAAACAAAGCACUAUGUAGCUGCCAUUACAAUGAAAGUUCACUUAAAUCCAUGAAAUGUCACUGAACAUUUAGGGUGAUUUUUAGUUUUCUGUCAUUUUUGUUUGUUGUUUUAAUGUUUUUGUUCUGUUUUAUUUUUCAUUUUGAAACAGAAUGAGCUGAAACUGCCUUGUUUUCUAAUAUAGCACAGUCCCUUUAAAACAUGGAGGGAACUGCCAGUAUAUUUUCGAUACUUUGCAUAAAAAAGAGAAAGACAAAAACAGAAUUAAGAUAAAGUGUUGUAUUUUAUAUAUAAUAGAACAUUUCAGUAUGGUAAUAUGUCACUAAUAUAUUUAUUUACUAAUAUAUUUAUCCAUUUUGUCCAGGUCUGAGAAAACGCAAUGUUUUCCUCAUCUUUGGAAUGAAAUCUUUAUGAAACUUACAGGUGCCAUCAUAGAUGUAUCAACUUUGCUUCAUUCCAAUUAUAUGCAAAUAAAUUAUUUUGAAAUAACUUGAGCGUUGUCUUUUAUUGAAUUUGCCCCUUUUCAAAAAGUUUAAAAGUAACUAAAAUCACAGUUGUGCAAAAGUAGGGGGGUUCAAUGUCAUACGGACAGCACUGGGCACCAGGUUCAUUUGAAAAGUUACUCAUUAAUGUUGCCAACUUGUCUGAUCUUAUGCCAGAGCAGUGAUGGCCAUGCCAAUCUUUGUUUUUGUCACUGUGGAGAGGAGACUGUUCUGAACAUUUUGUCUCAUCACGUUCAGAGGUCAACCGCAGUCUGUAUCACUAUCCAAGACAAAACAUUAACACAGACACUUUAGUUGUAACCACAUGUAAACCAUGACACAUUUUCCCCUGAACCGAACUUAUGUUACAUGGAGCAGUGGUUUUAUUAAUCAUGAACGUCUUUUAUUUUGAAAUUAUAUUAUUCUUUCCUGAUGAAGACCCUGUGGUCGAGGCUCAAUUAAAAAAAAAAAAAAAAUCAGUGUAGGAGCUAAG
This is a messenger RNA of Engraulis encrasicolus (European anchovy), 8729 nucleotides long. RefSeq names its product E3 ubiquitin-protein ligase RNF43. Bases 1437 to 4433 code for a protein of 998 amino acids. Gene Ontology annotation, molecular function: frizzled binding; ubiquitin protein ligase activity. The transcript has 9 exons. The record is from RefSeq and is a predicted model, not a curated record. Gene Ontology annotation, cellular component: plasma membrane. Gene Ontology annotation, biological process: Wnt receptor catabolic process; ubiquitin-dependent protein catabolic process. NCBI's taxonomy places the organism in Eukaryota, Metazoa, Chordata, Actinopteri, Clupeiformes, Engraulidae.